AUGGACAAGGCAAAGGCAGCAAUCACCGAGUUCAUGUCCAGGUCUGGUCACCAUGACACCACCGUACACGAGGCAGUUGCUCCCGCUGUGCAUCACGAGGUCGUGAAGCCUCACGUACACGAGGAGGUCAACACUGCCAUCGACAAGGAGGUUCACCAAGAUCACUACCACCGCACCAUCCAGCCAGUCUAUGACCGCGAGGUCCUCCCUGAGACGCACACUGCCAAGCUCGGAGCAGUCCAACACCGCGAGUUCGACCACCGUGACGCCGAUGCGACUAAGAGAGCCCUUGUCCAAGACCAGGCCCGCUUCGCUGAUGAGAGGCGCGUCGAGGAAACCACCCACAGCCAGAGUGUUGCUCCCACCAUUGGUGGAGAGCACGUUCACCACCACAUCCACGAGACCAUCCAGCCGGUAGUCCAAAAGGAGACUAUCCAGCCAAACGUGGUCCACACCACCGUCCCAAUCCACGAGGUCCACCACAACAAGGCCACUCACCAUGAGACUACCUCUCUGCCUACCAUGACCAUGGAGCAGUUCAAGGCCACGGGUGGAUCCCUCCAUGGUCGUGAGGAGCGCUACGACGAGUUUGAGGGUGCUCCCAAGAGCAUCGGAGGUGCCGGUAUUCUUGCUAGCACCGAGGGACUUGUGCACAAGAAGCACCACGACCACACCGCAGCCCGCCAUGGCGACUACGAAACCCGUAACCCCUUGGACCGCAACAAUGACGGCAAGGUCGACAUGCAUGACCUCUCCUCCAAAAACCGCUCUCACGAGUAUGGCACUGCUGGCGCUGUUGGCACUGCGGGUGUCGUUGGUGCUGCUGGCGCCCACAAGACCAGCAACCCUCUGGACCGUAACAACGAUGGAAAGGUCGACAUGCACGAUAUGGCUAAGAACCGUCCCACUGACCAAGCCAUGGUUGGCUCUACUGGUGCCUACAAGACCAGCAACCCUCUGGACCGCAACAACGACGGAAAAGUCGAUGCCCACGACAUGACCAAGAAUGGUUCUGUUAGCUCCUCUAGCUCUGCUGGUAGGAACAGCGACUUGAUUGAUCCCUCCCGCAACAAGCACGAAGGCGCUACAGGUACGAAGGAGUCCCACGGAAAAGCACAUGGUGUCAGCGACGAGGGCAAUCUGGAUCACCGUCCCAACGAGGACGGCCACUUGCCCAAAGCUCUCAUUGAGCCCGUCUCCAAAGCCAUUCCCCAUUCCCAAGCCGCUGAAGAAGAACUGAAAGAAUUACCACGAAACAAAGGCCAACAUUAG
Molecule: messenger RNA, 1272 nt
Organism: Exserohilum turcica Et28A
Lineage: Eukaryota; Fungi; Ascomycota; Dothideomycetes; Pleosporales; Pleosporaceae
Exons: 2
Coding region: 1-1272 (423 amino acids)
Source: RefSeq, a predicted model, not a curated record